AUGGGUCCGCCUAUACGCCUGUGGGCACUGUUUCUGGGGGGAUUACACUUCGUGACUUAUGCGAGGAGUCAGUGCCAGCCACAGCCCGUGGUAGCGCUCAUUCAGAACGUAUCUUUGCCCAACGGAGCAUUCGUCAGAGGGAUUUCUACGACUAUCGGCUCGAACAACCAGAACAUCUCAUUCUUCGCUAGCGGUGAUUACAAUGAGACUUACAUCUAUGGAACUGAUGGAUUCUGUACAGAUACAUACUCACCCGAGGCGUGCGUAACGUUUCGUGGAGGCGCAUACGACGCAUCAAAAUCCUCUACUGAUAAGUCGAUCGGUACCCAAAAGAAAGGCGACGGUUUCGAAGCGGACUGGACACAAGAUACACUCAGUUUUGGCAGUAACACCUCGUUGGCUUCAUUUGAAUUCGGCGUUCCGCAACAGGAUCUCAACCAAGCAUUCACCAGCCAAUCUCAGCUUGGCCUGGGUAUGAACUCAUCGUUUUUGCGGGCACUCGUAUCCGCAGGUGAUAUAGGUACAAAGGCAUACUCCAUGUUUUGGGGACUGGUUGGUGGUCCCGCAGAAAAGCAGACUUUGGGGUCACUGGUUUUCGGUGGCCUGGACAAAUCGUUGAUCACGGAUCAAAAUGACAACUUCACGGCAUCGCUGUUCCAGGGCAGUAAAUGUGGAACGGGCAUGGUGGUAACGAUCAACGACAUCCUUUUGAAUUGGCCGAAUGGUACCGAUAUGAGUAUCUUCAUGGGGUCACAAUCAGCGGCCAUACAAGCGUGCAUCAGUCCCAGUUUCGCAGGGCUGAUGUCCCUCCCACUGAGCUACUACCAAAACUUCUUGUCACUCGCAGGCGGGACACCUCCAGAUGACGAAAACGAGGCGAGAAGCGUCGGUAUCAAUUACUUCACGAUGCUUUUUGACCCGAAAGACGUUUACUACGGCGGGCUGACAAACAAGCUUCAAAAUAACAUGUCCAUAAAAAAUCCCAACACCGAACUAGUUGUUCCCGAUACAUUCAUUGCCUCCGAUGGCACAGUUCAAACGAACACAUCGGUCCGCAACGUCGUCAUCAAUUCGCUUCAGUUCGACAAUAGUAACGAUCUGCCAGUCCUUGGCCGAUUGUUCAUGAGCUCCGCCUACGUGAUGGUCAAUCAGGAAGCUGGAGUGUUCACUCUCUGGCAGGCAAACACUGCACCAAAGACUGACGAUAUAGUCGCAGUGGACAAACAAAACAACAUGGUCAGUGAAUUCUGCGCGAGCUCUACGGACGGAUCGCCUAGCGCUACAUCCGUGCCCACGUCCUUUGUCACGUCUCCACCACAAAACGAAGAGUCAAAGCUGUCAAGUGGCGCAAUCGGUGGGAUAGUUGUGGGUGCUGUGGGAGGCAUGGCCAUACUGGGGGUAGUUGGUUUCUUUUUGUACCGGAGGCGAGGAUCAAGUGGGACUGAAAUAGAUGUGGCACAGGAACCAGAAUUGCAUCCAGUACAUUUGAAGCCGCCUACCUACAGUAUGGUGCAGGAGCUUCCUGUAGAACAGUAUGGUAUCACGGAGCUGGAUGGUAGAGCCGUGGAUAGUAGUAGAUAUUAG
Molecule: messenger RNA, 1584 nt
Organism: Alternaria arborescens
Lineage: Eukaryota; Fungi; Ascomycota; Dothideomycetes; Pleosporales; Pleosporaceae
Exons: 3
Coding region: 1-1584 (527 amino acids)
Source: RefSeq, a predicted model, not a curated record